ACCUCGACUCUCCUGUCAAGCCAGACUCCUCGGCCCUGGAGCCUCCGCGCCGCGGCUCCUCCCCGCUCCUCGGCCUCUUACUCGUCCUCCAGCGGGCCCGGAGCGUCACCCUCUGUGGCGCCGCCCCUCACGCACCCCAACAUGGCGGGAGCUACCACGGGCGGCGUGGGUUCUGAGACGCCCUCGCCCACCGCGGGGUCGUCGCCGCCCGGCACCAACGGGCGCUUGGAUCCCUACACCAGCACCACGCCCACCCGCAAGGCCGCCGCCGCCCGCCCGGACCGCGUGUUCACCUGCAAGAUCUGUAAUCGCAGCUUCGGGUACAAGCACGUGCUGCAGAACCACGAGCGAACCCACACGGGAGAGAAGCCGUUUGAGUGCAAGGAGUGCCACAAGCGGUUCACGCGCGACCACCACCUCAAGACCCACAUGCGGCUGCACACAGGGGAGAAGCCCUACCACUGCACGCACUGCGAUAGGCAGUUCGUGCAGGUGGCCAACCUGCGGCGACACCUGCGGGUGCACACUGGCGAGCGCCCCUACUCGUGUGACCUGUGCUCCUCCAGGUUCUCCGACUCCAACCAGCUCAAAGCCCACGUGCUCAUCCACAAGGGCGAGAAGCCGUUUGAGUGCGGGCGGUGUUCGGGCCGCUACCCCGCCGCCGCCACCACCUCAUGCACCACAAGUGUCCCAAACGACAGCGAGGCCGACCCGCGGCGCCGCGAGGCUCAGUACGGCGAGACCACCUUCCCCGAGGCCGACACAUUCUCGCUGGGGCCUGACGAGGACGACGAGGACGACUUCACCGAGGAGGACCUGCCGCCGCCGGCCACGCUGCUGGAGGAGGAGCCGCUGCAGCUCGAGAAACGGCGGGAGCGGAAGAGUCGAGACCCGCGACGAAGUGAUCAACCAAACUCUGGGCGGCGGCAGGCUACUGGACCCCACCCACCUGCUGCGGGGCCCUUCACGCCGCCCUGCCCGAGCAGACGGAGCCAGAGGACCUCAGUUUGUCCGGCUCACGCAGCCGUAACAGAAACUACUCGGGCAUGUCCGCCGUGUCGAGCGCCUCGGGUCCCGCUAGCAGCGAGCUGGACUACCCGCGCGACGCGACGCGGCACCAAGACGGCGACGCGGACGACGGCAGGUUUACCCCGACACAGCGACGACGAGGAUCCCAUGCCCUCCCAGGCGUGAGGCCCCGCGCCCCGCGGCCCCAGCGUCACCACACAACGACUCCGGUGCUGAGCAGUGAGUCCCCGCCCCGCCCCGCCCUUCUAUGGGCCCCCUCCCGCCCGUCCGCACAACGCACCGCCAGGGUGCUGCGUGCCGCCCCGCCCGUGCCCGGCGCUACUUGUUGGAGAAUAGAAUUUUAUAUAUAUGGUGCCGGACAUGAGCCCGACCCUGCCCUCCACCCUCCUCUCCGCCCCACCCUCCCCUUCACCAUCACCCUCCCCCCGCCGCUGCUAAUCUCAACUAUUCGCUAAUGACGGCCAGGAGGUUCCCUCAUCCCUCAGACCCCCAGACCCCUUAGGUCCCACAGGCCCCCAUGCCAACGAGAAGCAGGGCGCCCCGAUCCCUGCAGGCCCGGCAGCCACGGGUGCCCACCGCCACUAUUUCCUCCCCGCCUCGCCCCGGGCGGCGGCCUUCACCCAGGGUCAUUAAUCUUGCUUCCUCCUUCGCCUCCCCGGCUGUAAGCAGCGACGCGGCCAAGAUUUGCACGGCGACUUUCUCUUCCCCUUCUUUCCUUCCUCCCUCCCCUCCCCCACCACAGUACUCUCACAACAACGCUUAACUUCCUUUCUUCUCCACACUGUCCUGAUUACAUGCGAUCUCUCUCUCUCUCUCUCUCUCUCUCUCUCUCUCUCUCUCUCUCUCUCUCUCUCUCUCUCUCUCUCUCUCUCUCUCUCUCUCUCUCUCUCUCUCUCUCUCUCUGCAGACCUGUUAUGCCCACAAAGGCACACAGGCAGGCAGGCCGGGGGUUUGGGGGAAAGGUUCAUUUUACAGCCUCGAUGGUCGGUCGCUGGAGAAAAUUUGCACUACUAUUUGUUACCUCCUGUCCUCCCUCCCCCUCUGUGCCCCUCAUGGCUUCCUCAGCCUGGCAGAUUCUUCCUCUGCCCUCCCACAUCCCCUGUGCCUCCACCCCCGCCUGGAAGGAAGGAGAGGCAGGUGAGGAAGGAGGAAGAAAGUUUCCCACCGUCACCACCAUUAGUGUGGAGUGAUAAAAUUGCCCUCUCCUCCUCCUCCUCCUCCUCCUCCUCCUCCUCCUCCUCCUCCUCCUCCUCCUCCUCCUCCUCCUCCUCCUCCUACCGCCCCCUGCUUCACGCCGGCCUCGCUGGUGUCGUCUUUCCGGGGACGGCGCCCUGCACCUGUCUCAGGGGCAGACGGCGAAGCUGUUGCGGGGACAGAAUACCACCAUCUCUUCCGCUGCCCCCGCGUCUCCACAUUCCAGCCCGACCUCCCUCUCACCUCCUCCUCUUCCCCGUCGUCUUGCUUCCCGCCUUCCCUGUUCCUGUCCCUCCCUCCCCUUCCCUCAAAGGUGCGUAGUUCCUAGCCUGGGGGCCGCUGGACACUGGACCCGCGAGACGCGCCUCCCGGGACAGUGCCGGGCCCCCAGACCCCGGGUGCCUCAGGCUGGGGCGGCGUUCCCGCCCCGCCACUCAGCCACCCGUCCCACAGCGUCGCUCAGGGAUGACGUCUUUCACUCCACUCUCCUCGCCCUCUCCCAUUCCCCUCCUCUGCCUCCCUCUCCCGACAGGAGGGACGUCCCCGGCCCCCCGUCUCAGGAGUGUGUGCAAUAUUAUAUAAGACUUUACCUCGCCGCGGGCGUCCCUCUGGCCGGACGGGUGGAUCCCGGUGGCGCCCGGAGGGCAGGGCUGGCGGGCGGCACGCGAGGGCAAAGUGCAAUAGUAUGGCGGCGGGCGUGGUGGGUGGCCCGCUACUGGGCUGCUCCGGGGAGGUGAUGUCCCGCUGAGGACAGCGACCAGCAGCCCAAGGCGGUGGGAUCGAGGACGCACUGCGGCGCGGGGCAGCGCGGCGCCAGGCCUGGCCACGAGCCGCAGCGCCGCCGCCAGCGGGGAGCCUCAGCGUCCAGUCCACAGCCGGGAUUCCUGGGGCCGUAGCGGCUCACACCGGCGGGAGCAGGUUGUUGGUGCGGCCUGUGUUUGGUUUUCUUGAUUCACGGUGAUUGCCACAACCCUUUCCUCUGUAGGUUAAGCGGGAGACUGUGUGUUGUUAGCUUUAGAUACGUCGGCCCCGCCGCCCGCCACACUGUGCGGGCGGCGCCCGGUCGGCAGGAGGCUCCGCCCUCCGGUUCAUACAGGGUCUUAAUCUAGAGUAGCUUCCGCGCUCGCUCCCGUCCCCACGCCCACACUCACGCCCACGCCAACAUGCGGGCAUUUCUGCCUGACGCGCCUCUUGAGGCGUGGAGGGCGGGCGUCCUGCUGGCGCCAUGUAAACCUUCGGAUCGAAUGAUUGACUCGUGAUUGUAGAAAACUUGAUUGUAUUUGAAGUGUGUGUGCGUGGCGCGGCGUGGCGAAGCACGGAAGCCUUCGUCAGUAGUUCAUGUAAUUCAGGCGUGACGGCGCCAUGUGGGCGCGGCGCGGCCAGACCCUACGCCGCUCCGGAAAGGCGAGGCCGCCGCGUGCUGCGUCCUCGCCCGGCGGUGCGGUGUUGACAGAAGCUCAAGGACGCUGGUUGUCCGUGACCACGCCCCUCGCGGCGGCCACCCGAGCGCCGCCCCUGACGAGGUCUCUGCAUGUCGCCUUCUUUCCAAGAGGGCCCAGUUCGCUUUUGACUCCAGCGGGCGACCAAACCCUGGUGACCAAACAGUUCCUCCUUAUUGAAGCUCUUAAUGGAUGUUCCUGUGUUGUCUACAGUAAGCACCGGCGCGGGGCGGCUGGGAGCGGGGCGCGGGGCGGGCGUUGGAGGAGAAUUUUACCUGUUGCAGCCCGCCCCGCCCCGCGCCCCUCGCCACGCAGCCUGCCCCGCCAGCCAGCCUCAGGAGUCAGCACGCGGCCGUUAGCGCUGAGACAGGCGCUUAUUAUUGUUACCCCCCACACGCGCUGACGGCCGGGCGCUCCUCCUGCUCCUGAUCCUGCCCCUGCUCCUCCUGCUGCUUCUCCUUGGUGAUGGCGGGCAGGGGCGUCCUAGAGCCACUACCUCGCAAGGCGUUGAGAAUAUUAUUUUUAUAACCACGUGGCCCUGAGGACGCCCCCUCUCCCCUCCCCCCACAUCCACGCCCUCACACCCACUCCUACACCACCACCCACAUCCACCUGGCACCGCCCACCUCCUCCACACACCACCCACGCCUCCACCUCUCUCUCAGUCAUUCUUUCUCUCAUCACUUCAGCUUCUUCCUUUUCUUCCUUCUCCCUUCCUUCUCACUACAAAGCAUUCCUUCUCCUGUCACAUUGCCCCUCGUCCUUUCCUAUCUAUCCUUCCUUACCUUACCCUCGACCAUUCCUUCUGUCGCUCCUGCCUCUUCCUCCUCCUCCUCCUCCUCCUCCUCCUUCUCCUCGCACCUCCAAUGUAUGUUGAAGAAUUAACUAACUUAGCCAGCUCUCGGUGAUAACGUCAGAAAUAACAAACAUUUUUAAUAGUAUGUACGAAUUUUAACAAGAGAAUCAAAGUUUUUUAAAUGUCUAACUUGAUAAUAUGAUUUUUAUCAAUUAUUAUUAUCGCCAUGAUUAUUAUUAUUAUUGCUGCUAUUGAUUACUACUAUUAUUGUCGCAACAGUAUAUUAUUGAAAUCAUCUCUCGUUCGCCUCGCAUAGAUUCAGGUUGUGUAGGGGUUAAAUAAGGUGUGUGUGUGUGUGUGUGUGUGUGUGUGUGUGUGUGUGUGUGUGUGUGUGUGUGUGUGUGUGUGUGUGUGUGUGUGUGUGUGUGUGUGUAAUGGCUACACGUGUUCAACUCUUCUCUCAAACAGCAUUUCUACCAGAGACCUUUGAGAGCAGAGAGACAGCAGUAUGGGUGCCGCUACACCUGCCCCCUUUGCUGUUAUGUGCGUUCUUGUGUGUUGGGUGUUGAUGCGUCACCACCAGUGUGUGUAUGUGUGUGUGUGUGAGGCAUGUAGGAACGCCACCACCACCAGCACCACCACUACCACCACCACUAUUACUACUACCGCAACUGUUAUCAUCAUAUUUGUAAGUACCACUUCACGCCUUGUUAAGUAGCAUUGGUUAAACCACUUGGGUCAGUGAGAGAGACAGAAAGAGAGAGAGUGUGUGUGUGUGUAUGUGUGUGUGUGUGUAUCAUCUCAUGCACAAGUUUAUUUAUUUAUUUAUUUAUUUAUUUAUUUAUUUGUUUGUUUUAUUUAUUUAUUCAUUUAUUUACUUAUUUUAUUUAUUCAUUUGAUCUAAUUUCAUUCUAAUUUCUUUGCAUUUCCAUCCGUCGUCUUCUGUCAAUAGCAAGUAAUGUAAUGAUUUCCCUUAUAUCAAACUAGCUUUUUUUUUUUUUUAUUUCUUCACAAAAUCUUCCUCAGUUUCUUUAAGCAUCACGAUCUACUGGUCUAAUACUUCCUUUAUUAGUAGCAACAUUUAUUUAUUUUCGUAAUCCGCGGGUGUCUCAUUCAUACCAUAAAUCUCCAGUUGUCUGUACCGCCUUCUAUGCAUCACGAUUCUUCCUCCAUUCCCUCAUGUGGCGUGUUAAACUGGGUAACAAACUGAAAACAUUCGGGAACCACUGCUGCACUGUUAUCCUAGCUGGAGGUGGUAUAGGAGACAGUACUAGUGACAAGUCUCAUUGCCUGUACAUACACCGCGAACCUCCAGUUUUCCCUCGUUUUCAGUGUCCCUUCCUUCAUUCCUCCCAAAUUCACAAGACUAUACACCACUAUUACCCUUGCUGAGGCUGUGUUGGCGACCGUACUAGUAACGAGUCUUUCAUUCCUUAUACUGCGAAUCUCUAGUUUCUCUACCGCUUUCUAUGUAUUCUUCCUUCAUUCCUCUCUAAUCCUUGCUGAGACUGUAUGGGUGGUGGUGCUGCAGUGUCCAAGGGGAGGCAGACCCGGAGAGGUGUAGAGAAAGAGGGAGGAAGGGAAGGCAGCCGAAUAUAAAUUGGACGUGGCGGAAUUGAAACUCUUAUUUCCUGCGUUUGAUCAAUAAGGAAAUUCAUGCUAUUGAUUUUCGCCCUGCAUCCACUCACGCUACAGUUAGGCCUCGUCGCGGCAAGGGAGGGCGAGGGGCAGUACCGCUCACCUCAACUCUAACCGCUCGAAGAAAAUUGUUCACUCCCGCCUGAACUUCACCCACGCGUCAUAUGCACUCUUGUCCACAACAUACAAGAUGACUCGUUUUUCUAGUAUUUUUCUCAGUAUGCAGCGCAAAUUUAACUGCCCGUGAAGACUAGCAAUAUGGGGUGUUUUCCUCCCUUUUUUUUUUUUUUUUUUUUUUUUCCUCUCCCCGUUUAUUUAUCCCCUCUCGCCUCGAUCAGCUGACUCAUGGCGCGUGCGAAUCCAACCACAUUGUCUUCGUCUUUCCUCCUUUUCCCUCCUCCACUCCUGUAAUUGAAUUCUUCUUUUCCGAUGGAGUGAUCAAACAGAAGACAAAAGAUAGAAGAAACACACACAGAAAUUUCAAGUAAGAAGAGAGAUGUCAGUUAGAGAAAGAAAUAAACGUGGUCUGGUUUUGAAAGCUCGCUAAGAAAACGGACGAAGGCGAUGCAGUUUCGAGUAAAGGAGAGAGAGAGAGAGAGAGAGAGAGAGAGAGAGAGAGAGAGAGAGAGAGAGAGAGAGAGAGAGAGAGAGAGAUUCAGUUGAUGUCGAUAGGGAGAAGAGGAAGAGGAGGAUGGGGAGGAAUAAGAGAAGGAAUUAGAAGAGGAGGAGGAGAUAGUAAAGACGGCAUUAGGAAAAGAGCGAAAGGAGGGGGAGGCAUUGAAAUGAGACUAGCAAAACUAUAUCCCUCCUUUCCUCCCACUCUCCCUAUCACUUCCCCCUCUCUCUCCCCCUCUCCCUCUCUCAGUUCCCAACACGCUUCUGCAGGGAGGUCGUUUGUCUGUCCGUGUCUGUCUUUGUUGCCGCGGCGUGGAGGCGGAGGGAGCGUUUGAACAAGGUUGGUUGAUCAAGGGAAGGAGGGAUGAGGGCGAGAGUGAGAGGGAGGCGGAGGGAGUGAGAGAAAGGAAGGAAAUUACUAGACACACACCAUUCUUUCCAUGUUUGCUUCUGUUUGUGGUUCGAAUCGCAGUGAGUGGAGCUUGCUAAUUGUGCUGAAUGGCAUGAUUUACUACUACUACUACUACUACUACUACUGCAGGUGUAAAUGUGUAGCUCAUAAUAACUGGCUAAUAGCUAUAGGUGGUUGAUCAUUACAGUAUCGUUAAAGGAACGCUUAUAUUGAGCCGUUUCAGGUUGUUAGUUUAUUUCGUUAUUCACCUAAUUAAUGAGGGAAUAAAGGCGUUAUUUAUGUUUAUUCGUGUACUUCUCAAGACGAUUGGAAAGUCUUUUAUUUUUUAUUCUUACGGCAUUUUAU
Molecule: messenger RNA, 7468 nt
Organism: Scylla paramamosain (green mud crab)
Lineage: Eukaryota; Metazoa; Arthropoda; Malacostraca; Decapoda; Portunidae
Product: zinc finger protein 467-like
Exons: 1
Coding region: 142-1194 (350 amino acids)
Biological process (GO): regulation of gene expression
Cellular component (GO): nucleus
Source: RefSeq, a predicted model, not a curated record